AUGGAGCGACGAAGCGAUGAGUCACAGACGUACGGGGCGCACAAAUGGGUUCUGAACAAGCUGAAAUUUGCUUAUAAAGAAGAGUACAAUGUGGACUACUUGCUAGAGAGAAACGCAGAUGAACGGAAGGAAGUAGUCGACAAUUUUCUGGGCAAGGAGAAAAAUGAUUUGCUGCUCUUCGGAGUGGAAAAAAACCAAAUGAUGGUAGCAAAAGAGGAAAAUAUAAAAUUUGAUAAAAAAAUUGUUUAUUUCUAUAAGUGCCUAAAUGGCGACCUGAAGGACGACAGGAGCAUACUCUAUGGAAUUUUGUCUCCAAAUAUUUUAGACACCCUAAAGGUGAUGCUGAACAAGGUUAUUUACCCCCUCUUUUUAAAUAACAAAAUGAUACACGCAAAUAUUUGCACAGACGAAGUGAAAAAGUUUCGAAUGGAAUUUGACACGUAUGUAAAGGAGCUGGAUGAAUUUAUUCUUAUUUUAGAACAUAUAAAAAAGGUGAAAUUGAAGAUGAUGCAGGACCAGCAUGAAAUGGUUUGCGUGGAGCCAAACGAUGGGUUGGAAGCAAGCGAAUCGGAAAAUAAAAUGCUGAAGAAAAAAAAUGAAACCGCACACUUGACCAAAUAUUUAAACAUUUUAGAAAACUUGUUCAAUGAUAUGCAAGAAAAAAUUCAAGAGUACAAAAAAUCAAAUGUAGACGUGGGACCAUUUAUCGAGAUUCAGUACUGGAGGUACAAACAUAGAUAUCUACUUUUUAUUAUGGAAGAACUGAGAAGCAAAGAAAUUAAAAAUAUAAUAAAUAACAUAAACAUAAAUAGUGCAAAUAAUGAAGAGCAAAAAUAUACGUACACAUUUGACAUACUUAACAAGUGGAGGGAAUUAGAGACGAAGAUUGAAAAUGAGUUCAAUGAGAGUAAGGACAACAUUAAAUACUUGGAAAGCAUCGAGCAGUUUAUCCUUUCCCUUUAUCUAUGCAACGUAGAGAAUAUUAUUGAUAAUCUUCCUUCUCUUUUGAAUUCUAUUAAGAUGAUUUACCUUGUUGCUCGAUUUUACAAUACACCCAACAAGCUGAACAACCUGUUCAUUAAGAUCACCAACCAGCUUGUGAUUAAAUGCAAGGAGGAAAUAUUUUGCGCUAAAAAGAAGAAGCGGAAGAGGCGAGGCACAAAUAAUACACGAGGUAGGAAGGGUGGUAGAGCAGUUGGAAGCGAAUAUGGCGAUGCCAAGUCAGAUAAAAAUUUGGAAAACGGGGGUCGUGAUGAGGGUGAUAAUUACGGCCAUGAAGACGAUCAGAAUGGGGGGCACACUGAUGAACACAAUAGAAUGCAGGGUUCAGGGGGGAAAAAAGGGGGAAAUUCAAAUUUUACAAAGGACCCAGAAGAUGGGAAUGACCAAGAGGAAGACUACGAUGGGACAGAUCCAAAUGAAGAAAGCGAACGGGGGUACCUGGAUGAUGAAAAUGGAGUUUGCGCAUGGGAUGACCAGAGUGACGAAUCUGAAGACGAACAGGAUAAUGAAGACAUGGAAGAAAACGUGGAUAACAAAUUAAAUGAAGCAGAAGAACAGGAUUACUCAAAUGAGAAGGACAGUGAAAGUAGAAAAAUAGAACAACUAAAGAGGAGACAGAAUCUAUGGCUAUUAGAUCCAGAUGAUUUAAUCGACAAAUUUGAGUUAUGCUUUAAAUUACAUGAGAAGUACAAGGAAGAAUUUGAAAGUAUAAAAACUUUUUUCGAAGAGAAUUCUAAAAAUAAAUCAAUUGAUUUGAACACCAAAGUGAUAUUUUGUAAGAUAGAAAUAUUCUGUAGGCGUCUGAAAAAGUUGGUGGAUUUGUUCCUAUGCAUAAAACAGUUUAAGUCUCUCAGAAGGGUAAAAUUUGAGAGCAUACAAAAUAUAACUGCUUCGUUCAAUAAGUACAUAAAGGAUUUCAAAAUGAAGCACACGGAAGAUAUGCUAAAUUACACGGAUAACUACUUCGAUAGGGAUUUUGUAGAAUUGCGCGUAUAUAUAUCUGAACUGGAGAGCGACUUGCAAGACAGCAUCGUCAGCUUGUUGAACAACAGUUCCAAUAUUAUGUUCUCCUUUUUUAUCUUUUUCAAAUUUAAGGAGCAUUUCAUAAGAGGUUAUUUGAUCCAUUUCCUACAUACAAAAUAUGAUAUACUGUUGUCGCAAUUUUUAGAAAUUCUAAAUGGUAUAAAUAACGACUUGGAAAAUUACAAAAGUAGCUUAAACUCUAGUAAGAGCUUAAAUUAUUUGAAAAAUAUUUUUUGGAUCCUCAGCAUUAACUACAAGAUCAAUCAUAUCAUUCAGAUUUUUCUAGAUGAAAAUAAUUCGACACUCGUCGAUAAGGAUAACCUGUCUUCCUAUUUCGAGUUGCCUCAUUUGAAUAACGACUUGUCCGCUAUGAAGGGCAAGACCAAUAUGGAUAAGAGGAGAGAAGCUCGUCCGGUCGAGGGUGAUGCGGCCAAUGGGGCUCUACGUAUAGCGGAUAACGAAAAUGGGGGCAGCACCAGUGCAGACAUUUUUUACAGCAUAAACGAGCAAGUUACGAAGUUGUUGGAAGAUCAUGAAAGGAAGAAGGACGGAUUAGUAUCGAAAGGCACUGGUGUAGGAAAUGCCAAAGGGGAAGGUAAAGACGGUGAGGAAGAAGGAAAAAAGGAGUUUUUAUCGAGCGCAGAAACCAUGGCGAGGACACUCGAAAAAGAGAAAACAAAAAUAAAAAACGUGCUGUUCAAAAAUGCCAACGGCAAGGAGGUACUAAAAUUAUACUUGAAAAUCUCAAAGUUCAUCGAAGAGUACAAAAUUAAGCUAUUUAAACAUUGGCUGAGCUUUAUAAAAAGUGUGAACAGCCUAAACGUUACCGUAUUUGUGAAGCACCCGAAGACGAAAAAUGUGAUAGUAAAUUUUGACAACAGAAUAAAGAGAAUAAUAAGAGAGGCCAAAAUUUUUCUGUCUUUCAAUUUCGAAAUCCCAGAGGAAGUAAAAAAUAUGAUUUCGCAGGAAUCCAAAAUAUACAGCUUUUACUACAAACUUCAUAACAUACUCAUAUUGAUAAAGAAAAUGAAAAAUAACAAAAAAAAAGACAUCGAGUUUACAUUAAAGCGCUUUUUUAUUUACAUUGACCAACUGUUGCUCCCUUUUCUAGUCAAAUACACAUGGAGUAAUUAUGCACUAGAAGAUUCUAUAACGAACUUGCACAAAGAGUUAACAGAAUUUGAAGAUGCAAUUAACUCUUUGUACGAUAUUAUUGACGACCAUAUUAACUAUAACACUAAGAUAAUCUAUCGAAUCCUGAAACAUAAGAAUGAAAAACUCGGUAUCAACAAGCACAAGAAAAAAUUCCACAAUAAAAUUAUGCUCUGCAAUUCCAUAUCCAAGAAAAUACAAAUCGCCAUUUUCGACCUCCUCAGCAAUAUACAAUAUGUUUAUGAAAAUAAGCUGAAGACUGAAAUUACAAAGGAAGAAAUUUUGAACACGAGAAAAUUUUACUAUGAUAUAUUUUUGGGUGUGCUGAAGAAAAUUUACCUAAAAAAUAUCAAGAGCCUUAUUAAUACAUGGUCUAAUUUGGAAGAGGAUAGAACAAAACAGAAGAACCAAGUUGCGAAGAUAAAUGAAAUUGAAAUUUUGCUCCUCGUUCACGAAAAUGACAUUGUGAUUAACCCUUCCAUUAGUAGCAUAAAGGAGAAUAUCAAAAAGAUCAUAAACGUUUCAAUUAACAAUUUGAUUUAUAUAGACAACUGGAUAAGUGGGGAUGAUUUAGUAAAGCAGUUUUUCCUUAACGAUCUGGGGGGAACCCAGAAAUGUGGUGGUGCCUCUACGGGGAAGGAGCAGGACAGUGGGGCAAUGGGGAAGUCUUCUGCAAAAAAAGGCCACAAUGAAGAGGGUCCAGGGUGCAAACAGAAGAGCACAUUUGAGGAGCUCCUGGACUAUUCCUACUUUAAUAGGAAGAAUGCAAAGGAGUCCUUCAAACAUGUCGCAGAGGAGCUUAAUAUGGAAAAAGAAAACUGCGUGCGCAACUUGAAACACGAUUUCGAUUUUUAUGAGAAAAUCAGGGAAGACAAGAACAUAGAAAAGGAGCUGGUCAAGCUAAAUGAAAAGCUGGGCGUGUUCCAGGGCAUCGUCGACGAGUUCAUCAGCAAGUUUGACAAGUACAAAUAUAUAAUUCGCGAUUUCGAGUCGGAGAAACUGAAGGACGCUUCGAGGGAGGCAUCAAAGGGGGCCGUAAAGGAUACGCAUAACGAGGACAAGCAUCCCAACAUUGUGCCAGGUGGAGAAAACUUUACCAACUUGCAGAUAGCGGGAGAGGACAAAGAGAGCAAUGCGCUGUAUUUCAGCGCAAAAAAUGGGGAAAACGAAGUAGAUCCUACAAAUGCGAACACAAAGGGAGAAGAACACAUCAACAAUGAACAUGACACGAAAGAGGAGAGCCCCACCAGCGGAUCCGACACGGAAAGGGAAGAAGAAGACGAAAUAAAAAUAUACCAAGAAGAAGAAAAGAUAAAAAAAUUCAUAAACAUAAAAAAGGAAAUCAACAAUAUAGACAGCUACUACUCACUUAACAUUUUCAAGUUCAACUUGGAGAGCUUCAAAAUGUACCUGAUAAAUAUAAUUGAAAAUGAAGCUCUACAGUGUGCAAAUAAAGUCAUACAACCGGUUAAGAGAAAAAGCGACAUGCUCAUAAAAAAAAUGAGUGAAUAUAAGACAAAGCUUAAAAAAAACAUUGUAGAUGUAGAUUCCCUGUACUACGUCAUCAAUGUUAUAAAAAAAAUACACGUCUUCGAGUCAACCAUAGAUAUUGCGCUAAAUCCUAUAAACCAAAUGAUAGACGUGCUGGAAUUUUACAUGAACAAUUUUUUGAAGAAACAUGUAGAAUCGAUGAGGAAUUCUGGUCAUUACGAUGAAGAAGAAAAUUAUCCACAGAAAUUUAUUAGCAAUCUUGAUAAGAGGAAAUCCUCGAGCGAGAUGUACGAAAUGGACGAGUCUUAUAAUAGGAACCUCCUACAAACAUUUAACAAACUAAACGUGAUGAAAAAGAAAUUUAUCUCCUUGUACAAAUCUGAGGUGGAGAAAAAAAAUGUAAUUUUGAACAAGUUUAACGAGCUCAUAUGUUUCACAAGAAAUGUAGAAGAAGAAAUACAAGAGAAAAAAAGCAUCAUGAAAAAUGAGUUAAUGAAUAACAUUUAUAACUUUAAGGAAGACAUAAAAAUGUUUCGACAGAAUUUCCUAAAAAUGAAUUUCAAAAGUGAACACAUAAAGCCGCUGAAUGCAUUCGAACUGUUAAAGAGAUACAAGGAAGAAAUCUCCAUGCUAAAAAAAAAGUACAAUAGCUACUAUAAGGGAGAGUCCAUAUUCGGUUUAAAGCACCAAGAGCAUGAUGAUCUUUUUUUGAGCACAACGGAGAUAAAUAAUUUUUACUCACUGUACGAUUUGUACGUGCAACUGAAGGAGAAGCUGAACGAGUGGAAAAACUUAAAGUGGAAUGAGGGAAUUGUAAAAAUGAAGGAGUUGAAAAAUGAUAUUCUGUCUUUCGAGAAGAAGUGCUCUCAGCUCCCCAAGAAUUUAAAGAUGAUCGUUAUUUACAAGAACUUGGUGAAGGAAAUUUUUUACUUUAAAGAGAUCACACCCAUUGUGGAGGAGCUGGAGAAGAAGACCAUUUUGAAACGCCACUGGGUGGAGAUUGUCGGUGUGCUGAAAGAGAAGAAGAAGGAGAGCACGGCGAAGGAGAAGAAGGGGAAGAAGAUCAGCUGCGAUGAUAAGGGGGCAGUGUCUGGGGCGGAAGACGCGGCUGUUACGGCUAUUGUGGAGGGUGUCGAUGGGGAAAGUGUGCAAGCCGCUGAAGGUGCUGACCAAUCCCCCCCGAAGGAGAAAAGCCUUGAAGGUGGCAUGCUCAUCGAAAGCGCCUGCGUCGACGAGGAGGAAUACAUAGACAAUUUAAAUAAGCUGGACUUGGAUAACAUGGACUUUUUCAUCAAAGAUAUAAUAAAUAACAAUUUGCUACAAAAGAAGGAUGAUAUUCUGGACAUAUGCGACAGCGCGGAGAAGGAGGCCAGCAUUGAGGAAAAGAUCAACGAGCAGUAUAAAAUAUGGAACGAAACAUGUUUCCAAUUUAGCAAAUGGAAGAAUAGGGACUAUGCGUGCAUUCUUGUAGGAAGCAAAGUGACAGAAAUACAAGAGAGUUUAGAAGAAAGUCAAAUUUUACUAAACAAUAUAAAUUCGACAAAGUAUAGCAAACCAUUUAAGAGUAAACUGCUAUUGUUAUUGAAUAAAUUAUCUGACUGUAGUGAUAUUGUGGAGCGAUGGAUAAAAGUGCAGAUGCUGUGGUGCUCCAUGGAGAGCGUUUUUACCAGUGGGGACAUAGCAAGACAAAUGCCAAUCGAGUCUAAGAGGUUUCAUCAAAUUGACAAAGACUGGAUUAACAUAAUCAACAUUGCGAACGAAUCCUCCAUCGUUAUAGAAUGUUGCCAAAGCAGUAUGCUAAAGGAAUUGUUGCCGAAUAUGCAGAAGGGUUUGGAGAGCUGUCAGAAGUCUUUAGAAUCGUACUUGGAAGGGAAGAGGAGCAAAUUUCCCCGUUUUUACUUUGUGUCCAAUCUGGUGUUACUAAAAAUACUAUCUCAAGGAUCUGACAUUAACAUAAUUCAAUCCGAGUUAAUAAAACUGUUUGAUGCUAUAAACUACCUUACUAUAAAGACCAUACAGAACAAGAAAAGAAUCAUUUGUAUAAAUAAUAAAGAAAAGGAUGAUAUUGAAACGGUGCAGUUGGUCAACCAUGUAACGAUAGAUGGGAAUAUAGAAAAUUGGUUAAUAUUGCUCGAAAAGGAAAUGCAAAAGGCGGUGAAAAAGGAGUGCAAGCUAGGGGUAGCCAGUUCAGCGCAGCUAUUCAAGACAGUGAAUUUAAAAGAAUUCUGUGACAAAAACAUUGCUCAGGUUGCUCUCAUAUGCUUACAAGUCAUGUGGACAAAUGAUAUAGAAAAAUGUAUCCAUAAGUAUCAUUCGGAGAAAAAUAUAUUAAAAGUAACCAACAAGAAAAUCAAUUAUAUAAUGUCAGAGUUGGUUAACAUAUGUCUUUCCGAUUUGGGAACCAAACUGAACAGAACUAAAUAUGAAACGCUGGUUACUAUACAUGUUCACCAGAGAGAUUUGUUCAACGAAAUUUCAACAAAGAUAAAGGAAUAUAAAAUAAAAACAUGCACCGAUUUUGACUGGCUAAAACAGACGAGGAUUUAUUACAAAGUGGAGAAAAAUGUUAUUUUGAUUAGCAUUUCGGAUGUCGAUUUUGUAUACUCUUAUGAAUAUCUAGGUAUUAAGGAAAGGCUGUGUAUAACUCCGCUAACGGAUAGGUGCUAUUUGACUUGCGCGCAGGCACUAGGACUAUGCUAUGGUGGUGCUCCAGCAGGACCUGCUGGAACCGGGAAAACAGAAACGGUCAAGGAUUUGGGAAGAACGUUAGGGAUCUACGUCAUUGUGACAAACUGCUCUAAUCAGCAUAAGUAUAAAGAUAUGGCAAAAAUAUUUAAAGGGUUGUGUAGAAGUGGUUUAUGGGGAUGCUUCGACGAAUUUAACAGAAUUAAUUUGGACGUUUUGUCUGUGGUGGCUAUGCAGAUCGAGUCCAUCGUAACGGCGAAGAAGCAGUCCUUAAAAUCUUUUCUCUUUCCAGGUGACUCCAAAGCGAUUAAUUUGAAUCCAUCCUCCGCUUAUUUUAUCACUAUGAAUCCAGGGUAUGCUGGAAGACAAUUGUUGCCAGAGAAUUUAAAAAUAUUUUUUCGGUUCAUUUCGAUGAUGGUACCAGAUAGGCAAAUUAUUAUAAAGGUAAAGUUAGCAUCUGUGGGGUAUUUAGAUAUAGACAAUUUGAGCAACAAAUUUAAGUCUCUGUACGGUUUGUGUGAAGAGCAGCUGUCGAAGCAGAAGCACUACGAUUUUGGGUUGAGGAAUAUAUUAUCUGUCCUGCGUACCGCUGGAGAUACGAAAAGAGCUGCAGGGGCGAAUGAAAACGAUGAAGAAAUGCUUUUAAUGAGAACCUUAAGGGAUAUGAAUUUGUCCAAGUUAAUUUACGACGACGUGUUGUUAUUUUUGUCUCUACUGAAUGAUGUUUUUCCAAAAUUUCACAACAUCACAAAGAAGAGUUACCAAUUGAUUGAAGAAAAUGUGCACCAAAUUAUUAAUAAAAAAAAGCUGUGCGCAAAGAGUAAGUGGAUUUUGAAAAUAUUACAGCUCUACGAAACUUCGCUAGUUCGUCAUGGGUUCAUGUUAGUAGGAAAUACCCUCACAGGAAAGACAGAAAUAUUAAACAUAUUGACUUCUGCACUAAGUAAUAUAGGAAAUGUGACAAAAAUUAUUACACUAAACCCUAAGGCUAUAACGUCUGAGCAUAUGUACGGGGUGAAGGAUAAUUUGAGUGAAGAAUGGACUCCAGGUAUUUUCGCAAAUAUAUGGGAAAAAUAUAACAACAAUAAUUUGAAGUACAAUACUUGGAUUGUGUGUGAUGGACCCGUGGACGCUAUUUGGAUCGAAAACUUAAACACAGUUUUGGAUGACAAUAAGAUAUUAACUUUAGCUAAUAAUGAUAGAAUUCCUAUGACUGACAAUACUAAGAUAGCCUUCGAGGUGGAAAAUUUGAAUAAUGCUUCUCCCGCCACUGUUAGUAGGGCUGGUAUUGUCUACAUAUCGGACAGCGAUUUGGGUUAUAAGCCAUUCAUUUAUAGCUGGUUGCAAAAAUUGAAGGAUGUGCAUACCUAUGGAGCUACUUUAUUCCCCAUUUUUAACAAACUGUUUAUUUUUUAUUUGGACAAAAUUCAAGUUUUAAAUUUCGUCAAGGAGAACUGCAAAUUUGUGAUGGAAGUCACCGACUCGAUUUUAAUUUCUCAGACCAUCAAUUUGUUGAAUACGCAGCUGAUUCAAUAUGUGAAUGCCAUUAAUAACUUUAUGUACAAUGAGGAAGAUUUGAACAAGAUAUUUUUUUGCGACUCCAAUGAGAAGAAAUUGCUACACCAUAGUGAUAAGUUUGAGAAGAAGCACCAUGUGGAGGGAUCCGAUGGGGCGACUGCUCUCCAUGAGAAGACUGACAGUAAUGUUGUGUUGUCCUCUUCCGCUAUGAAAGGAAAAAAAGGCAAGGAAGCGGAGAUGCUGAAAGGAAAGGAAAUGGUAUCUAUGACUAGCGAUAAGAGUAAAAUUGGUACAAAAAUUGGCGACGCAAGGGGAGGAAGCGCAUCUAAGGAGAACUCCAAGGGGCAGCUCGUAAAUGUUGGAGGUGCUAAGCAGGACUUGCCUGGAAAGGACAAGAAAGGAGGGGAAGAUGGCGGAAAUGGCGACGAAUUAAGCAAAAAUGGUCUAUCCAUCACUACCGCAGUGUUGGCUGUAGGAGGAGCAAAGGACGCGAACGAGGAGGAAGAGGAAGAAGAAGAUGAUGACAAGAUGGACACCGUGAACAAUUUCAGCUUAACAUCUGGAACCAAAUACGAACAGGUCAAAGCAGAAGAGUGCGAACAAAUAAUGCUGUACGCCGUAUUGUGGGGAUUGUGUGGUUUGCUGGAACACAGAGACAGACUAAAGGUGCACAACUUUUUAGUAAAAAACGUGCCAUUUGUUAAAGUUCUUUUAAAGGAAGGAGAUAAUUCGAACCAUGGAAGGAAAAACGUGGAUUCCAAAAUGGGAGGUGGCGAAAAAGUCCCUCCAGGAAACGACAAGAAUGAUGCAGAGGACGAAUUCGAAAAAGAAACAUGCCUUAUUUAUGACUACUACUUUGACAUGAAGCUAAGGAAGUUGACCAAGUGGAAUGUAGCCCCUUUUAAAAUGCCAAAGAAUAUGAACUCCAUUUCAUCAAUAUUGAUACCAACCAUAGAAACGAGCAAAGUAGAACAUAUAAUAAAAUUAAUUUCUAAUAUACCUAUUAAGUGCCACAAUUUCCAUACGUACAAAAGCACACUGCUGUUGGGCUCUACCGGUUCUGCAAAGACAUCCAUAGCAUUGUUGUAUACAUCUAAGCAGGACAAGAACACCAAGAGGUUCAAUUUUUCAAGUGUGACGACUCCGGAGAAAUUUCAACUCUUUAUCGAAUCAGAACUGGAAAGGAAAAGUGGAAAGACGUAUGGGCCAAUCGGAAAUACAAAAUCUAUUAUCUUCAUAGACGAUAUGUCUAUGCCUAAGAUUAAUGAAUGGGGAGAUCAAAGCACCUUGGAGCUGUUGAGACAGCUAAUCGAAUUUCAGGGAUUUUACUUUUUAGAUAAAGAUAAAAGGGGAAACUUUAAAAAAAUAAUUGACUUAGAGUACAUAGGGUGCAUUAACCACCCAGGGUGUGGAAACAACGACAUUCCAAAAAGGCUAAAGUCGAAAUGGUUCAACGUAAAUAUACCUCCUUACAAUUUGAAUUCGAUAAACACAAUUUAUGGCACUGUGUUGAGAACCAAAUUUAAUAAGAAGAAGAGCUUCUCCGACGACAUUGUAGAUAAUAUAGACAAAAUAAUUUUGUGCACCAUUAACUUGUUUAGCAGAUUGAAAAAGCAUCUUUUGCCAGUUCCUUCUCGUUUUCAUUAUUUAUAUACAACGAGAGAUUUGGCCAAAAUAUUUUACUCCAUGUUACUAUGCCCUUUUGAAACUAUAGAUAACAACUUGCACAAUUUCUUAUGCUUGUGGAAGCACGAGUGUGAGAGGGUCCUAAUUGAUAAGCUUUCUCGAAUGGAAGAUAAAAACUUCUCUCUAGAUCAACUGAAGCAAGUGUUUAAGAUGUACUACCCAUCUCACAAGGAAGUAGCGGAGAAGAGCAUAUACUUUAGCUAUUUCUACGUGUCAGAAAAGGAGCAGACUGAGUACAUGAUCGAAAAUGACCUUAUUGAAACUGUGGACCAGACGAAAAAGGUCAAAGGAGACAGUCCGAUUGGAGGUGCAAAUGGCUCGAAUGGUAGCGCCACAGGGGUUGCUUCAAAAGGGAGAGUAAGCAACAGCCCAUCUAGGUUCUUAAAUAAGGAAAAUAUAAACGAUGGACAGAGUAACAACUUAAACAUGAUUGACACGAAUAGGAUACAAAGGGGAAGUCCCUCCGCAUCUGCCAGGAAUAAUCCUAAUGUAGAAAUGGUAAAAGCGGAAAACGACGCAGAAGAAAAUCUCAACAACUUUUCCUUCUCUUGGAUGAAAAAAGACUACAAAAUUGUUGCAGACUUUGAAAGGCUAAGAUAUAUUGCAUACGAAUAUAUGAAGGAGUACAAUAUGAACAAUGUGAAAAAGCUAGAUUUAGUAUUCUUUGAUGACUCGCUAAAACAUUUGCUUAUCAUUAACCGAGUUAUGGAAACACCCAUGGGGUCUAGCAUGCUGGUAGGUGUCGGUGGGUCUGGCAAAAGGUCACUAACCAAACUUAGCGUUUUUAUCAGCGAACAAGUGCUUUUUCAGUUAAAUAUAACCAAGACGUAUACGAAAAAUUUAUUUUUUGAGGACCUAAAAAGUUUGUAUAUAUCUGCGGGACAAAUGAACAAGAAGACAACGUUUCUGUUAAGCGAUAGCGAUAUAGAGAAGAACGACUUCAUACUGGAGCAUGUGAAUUCGAUUCUGUCCACUGGGCUGGUAUAUGGACUGUUUAUUAAGGAUGAGAAGGAGGCCAUAUGCGCUGAAAUGAAGGAGUCUUAUUUGAAAGAAAUGAACAAACUGAACCAGUGGUCCAAAAUGAGAGGUGCGGGAGGAAAGACAAAAAAUAAAAAGAAUGACUACAAUAUGGAUGACAUGGAUAUGGAAGAGGACUCCAAAGAUUCACAGUUUAGAAGUGACACAUCCUCGAGGAGCAGUGACGACAACGACAGCGAUUAUAUGAGCAAUGAGAAAGACACUAGGAAGAAAAAAGACGAAAAAGUAAUAAACGAUUUUAACGUAUCGUCAAAUGUCAUUUUUGAUUAUUUGUUAGACAAUUUUAGAAACAAUCUUCAUAUCUUUUUGUGCUUCUCUCCUAUCCACAAAGAGUUUGCUUUACGGUACCAACAAUUUCCAUGCAUAUACAAUUGUGUCACCAUAAACUGGUUUUUAAAAUGGCCCCUAGAAGCCCUUGUAAAUGUGUCAACAGCAUACCUUAACAAUUUCAACAUCGACAUUGAGGAGAAACUCAGAGAUGACUUUUUCAACCUAUUUGCUAUUGUCCAUAAGAAAGUAUCAGAUACGUGUGAAACAUACAAAGAGAGAAUGAGGAGAAAUACAUACGUGACGCCCAAAUCCUAUUUAUCCUUCAUAGAUUUGUAUAAACAAAUGUACGUAAAAAAGUAUGAAGAAAUUCAAAUUUUGAAAGAAAGUGUAGAUAUAGGGUUAAAAAAACUGAACGAGGCAGCCAUGGAUGUUCAGAAAAUGAGAGAAAGUCUGACAAAUGAGGAAGAAAAAUUAAAAGAGUCAGAUGAGCAAACCAAUGUGCUUUUAGAAAAGGUAAAGAAGGAAUCUCUGAAGGCAGAAAAACAAAGCAUCGAAGUGUCCAAAUUUAGAGAUAAGUGCAUAAAGGAAAAGGACAUUAUUUUGAAGGAACAAGAGGAGGCAGAUAAGGAUCUAAAAGCAGCAUUGCCAUAUUUGCAUGAAGCGGAGGAAGCCAUCAAAAGUAUCACUGCCAAGGAUAUAACCGAAUUGAAGAGUAUGAAAACGCCAUCGGAUAUCAUUCGCAUCGUUUUUGAUGGGGUGUUGAUAUUACUGCAGGGGAAGUUAAAGGAACCCAAAAUUAGUGUAAAGUAUGUAAAUAAACAACAUGUAGAGUUUAUCCAAGAUUCUUUUGACGAAUAUGCCAAGCCUUUAAUGGCUGACAUUCGUUUCUUAAAUCUUUUGUUUGAUUUUUCUAAAAAUGAAAAGGAUAAUAUUAAUGAAGAAACUAUUGAGUUGUUAAAACCGUACAUUGAGUCUUCUUUUUUCAAGACACAAAUUGCAAAGAAGGCUUCCGUGGCUGCAGAGGGACUGUGCAAAUGGGUUGGAGCCAUGGCUAUGUAUAACCAAGCAUCCAAAAUUGUAAAACCGAAGAUGAGUUACUUGAAGAUACAAACAGGGAGACUGGAAGAUGCUCUGAAACAGCUAGCAGCAGCGGAAGACUCGCUGCUAAAAGCGCAACUAUUUGUUGACAAUCUGAAAUUAGAUAUUGAAAAUAUGUUUAAGAAAAAAAAAACUCUAGAAGAAACAGCUUUGAAAACGAAACAAAGAAUUGAACAAGCCAACAAAUUAAUUAACGGCUUGGGUAGCGAAAAGGCAAGAUGGACAGAAGAUUCUAACAACUUUUCCAACAUCAAAAAGAAAAUCGUUGGAGAUGUAUUUAUCUGCGCUUCCUUCAUUUCGUACUGCGGUAUGUUCAACACAGAGUUCAGAAAUUAUUUGAUGAAUGAAGUUUUCUAUCACUACACGAAAAAUAUAAAAAACAUCCCCGUGUCGGACAACAUCGAUGUGAUAAAAUAUGUGCUGUCCUCAGAUGACACCAAAAUUUGCGACUGGAGUGUUCAGAAAUUACCUAAUGAUAGACUUAGCAUUGAGAAUGCGCUGAUUAGCGAAAACAGCAACAAGUACGUCCUUCUAAUCGAUCCUCAGUGCCAAGCCAGCAACUGGAUAAAGAAUAAGGAAUUUCAAAACGAUUUAUCCAAUCAUAGAUGUAUUACUACAUUUAACAGUAGCAAGUUUAAGGACAAUUUGGAAUUCUGUCUUAGUGAGGGAAAAACAUUACUUAUAGAAAAUGUUGAAGAGUAUAUCGAUCCUAUAUUGGACUCUGUCCUGGAGAAGCAAAUCAUUAAAAAGGGAAAAAAAAAUUACAUACUAAUAGAAAACAACUUAAUAAAUUUUGACGAGAACUUUAACCUAUUCAUGACUACCAAUUUGCCCAACCCUAAUUAUAGCCCAGAAAUUUAUGCCAAAUGUUGUGUUAUUGAUUUUACCGUUACGGUUAAGGGGUUGGAAGAUCAGUUGUUGGGUAGGGUUUUAACUGAAGAACAAAAACAUUUGGAAGUGUCGUUAAAAAAUAUUAUGAUAGAACUUAAGGAUAACACGAAAUCGUUGCAGGACCUUGAUAAGCAGCUGUUGUACAAGCUGAACACAAGUAGCUCCAAUCUGAUAGAAGACGAGGAAUUAAUAGAAGUUUUGAACAACACCAAGUUGCUAUCCAAAGAGCUAGAAACGAAAUUAAAGGAUAGUAAUGAGAAGAAGAAAGAAAUUAAUGAGAAGAGAGAGCAAUAUAGGAGUGUGGCAUUGAGGGGAAGUAUCCUAUACUUCUGCAUCGUCGACAUUACCAAUGUGAAUUAUAUAUAUAACACAUCAUUGCAUCAAUUUCUGGAGCAGUUUGACUUAUCUAUAAAGAGAGCGGAGAAGGGACAGCACAUUAAGAAAAGAGUUGAAUCCAUCCUGUCUACUCUAACCAAUCUGAUAAUUUGUUACAUGGAAAGGUGUCUAUUUGAUCAGCAUAAAAUUAUCUUUAAAUUGUUAAUAUCUUUGAAGAUUCUCCUUUACGAUAAUGUCAUUAGUAAUAAGGACAUUAGCUUUUUCCUAAAUCCCCUUUCGCAUUACAGUCCUUCGAAUGAUAUUAGUAGCGAACUUCUAAGUAAUAAUUUGCUGGGAGAAAAUGCGGAUGCGGCGAAGGGGAAAAAGAAGGAGAACGCCGCCAGUGGUGUCAUGGACGGAACCUCGGAUGUUUAUCUGAGCUCAAGCGAUAAGGGAAGAGGAAUCGAUAAUGAUAAAAGUGACAAAAGCGCAAGUGGAAACAGUGGUGCGGUAAAUGGUACUACUGCAGGGGAUUGUAACAUUGGUAGUGGAAACAGCGCAGGUAUUCCUAGCACAGACAAGUGCGCGAAUAAGAACAAAAUGGAGGCUUCAAGAAAGGGGGGAAAGAACAAAAUAAGUUCCACCAAGUGGUUAUUAAAGAAUGAAAAAUUAUAUAAAAAUAUUAUUUCUCUAUCGAACCACUCCUUUGGUAAUGACAAAAACAAUCGCUUCUUUUAUGAUAUCGUGAAUGUAGUGCAGCUGAACGAAAACAUAUGGAAGAAUUAUUAUGAUGUGCUAGAUAUAGAAAAUAAAAAUAUUCCAUACUAUAACGAAAGGUUAGAUGUGAAUAGCAAAAUAAGCUCAUUUAUUAAGCUCUGCCUUAUUCGUUGCCUGAGGGAAGACAGGACCAUUCUGUGUGCAAAUAAAUUUGUGGACGAAGUGCUAAACAGAAAUAGUGACACCAUAAAACAUGAGACUCUAGAAAAUAUAUUUGCUGAAUCCAGUAAUAGGAAGCCCUUUUUAUUUUUGUUAUCCUUGGCUAGCGAUCCCACGAACAUGAUAGACGAUUUCGCAAAGAAGUUUAAGAAAUAUCCUACGGACAAAAUUUCCAUGGGAGAAGGACAAGAAAUAAUUGCAAAGGAAAAGUUAAAAAAUGCACUCAUCAGUGGAAACUGGCUAAUUUUACAAAACUGCCAUUUAAAUAAAAAUUUCAUCAUCGAAGUUUAUAAUAUGCUAAAAAAGUUGAACGAUAUUGAGGAAGACUUCCGAUUAUUUCUAACAUCCGAGCCAGAUGAUGAAUUUCCUAUUUGCAUCCUGCACGGAAGUAUUAAAAUAUCUACAUCGCUGAGUAGUGGUAUAAAAAAUAACAUGAGGAAAAUAUAUAAGGAUAUUGUAAAGGAAGAUAUAUUGGAAAAAAUAGACGAUGAAAAGUAUAGGAAAAUUAUAUAUUCCUUAUCGUACCUUCACUGCGUUUUAUGCGAAAGAAAGAAGUUUGGGCCAAUGGGAUGGUGUGUCCCGUACGAAUUUAGCAUCACAGAUUUGUUUGCUUCUUUUCUGUUUAUUGAAAAGCAUCUCUAUUCUACUCUGCUAGUGAACCGACCCAUAGACUGGGAAUCUAUUCAUUACAUGUUGGCAGAAGUGCAAUACGGAGGGAAGGUAACAGAUGACUUGGACAGGGAAUUACUCCUAACCUACGUGCAACAUUAUUUUAAUGAAGACUUGUUCAAAAUGAAAAAUGAAACAGGUCUGGAAAAUUUUUACAAUAUGCCCAAAUUUUACGAAAUUACAAACUUCCAGCAUUUUAUCGAGAAACUGCCGAAUAUUGAUACCCCCUCUGUUCUAGACCUUCACAACAACGCAGAAAUAACGUACCGUGUGAAUGAGUCAAGGCAGGUUUUAAAUUCCAUUUUGGAAAUUCAGCCGAGGGAUGUGGAUCAAGGGGAGGAGAAGAGCAUGGAAACGGUGGUGAAGGAAAUCGCCGAGGGUAUCUUGCUAAUCUUACCAGCGGAAAUAAACUUGGAAGAAAUAAAAAAAAUUAUUUACAGAAAGAACAAAAAUCAGCAGUUAACCAUUCAGACAAACCAACCGAUAAAUGCAACAACCAAUUUGAAUGCAACUACUAAAAAUUUUUCAAAUUUGGAGAGCAGCUUUUAUAAAGGGAAAAACAAGGAAAAUUCAGAUAUGAACGAAAAUAUGCUACAAAGAAGUGCAAUAGGAAACAACCCUCUGAGUCAUACAGCUAAUGCUACUAAAUAUGCAGCUUCAGCGUCUGACAAUACAAACAAGAAUGCCCUUUGGAUAUCGAAAGAGAAUGAUGUGUACGAUAGUGUGGGAGUGUCCUACUGGGAAAGUAACAAUGAAGGGGAAAAAAAUGUGCAAUAUAAUUUUUCGCCAUUACAAGUUUUCUUCUUACAAGAAAUUGAAAGAAUUAAAAAAGUCAUCGAUUUGGUUAAAACAAAUUUAAACGACAUUAUCAGUGCAAUCGAUGGCUCCAAAAUAAUGACAGCUGAUUUACAAAAUGAUACGAAAUAUAUUUACUCCCAGUCGGUACCAAAGAAGUGGAUCUAUGAUGCUAGUGAAACAGAAAUUUCAUGGGUAUGUCACAACCUAAAUCAGUGGUUAAAUAUUCUGAAUUUAAGAUAUGAGCAAAUUAUGAAUUAUAUUCAUAAUGGGAAGCUGAAGUCUUAUUGGCUACCUGGGUUUUUUAACCCUCAAGGGUUCCUAACCAGUAUGAAACAAGAGAUUACUCGUUUAAAUAAGAAGGACCAAAUUUCUCUGGACGAAGUGGUGCUAUAUGCUGAUAUUAAAAAUCACGAUAUUGAGAAGAUUAAGGAAGUCCCUGAGCACGGAUUUCACAUUCAUGGUUUAUUCAUUGAAGGGUCCAAGUGGAACUGGCAAGAGGGAAAACUGGAGGAGAGUUCCCCUAAGGUGCUAUGCGAGAACAUGCCCGUUAUUCAUAUCACCGUCGUGUCCAACAAGGACAAGAAGGUGAAGUUUAUCGAAAACAACAAACAUAUGUUUUAUAACUGCCCCGUGUACAAGUACAAUGUGCGCACGGACAAGUACUUUAUUUUCCGAAUCCACUUGAAGACGGACGUGGACCCAUCUAUAUGGAAGUUGCGCGGUACGUCUCUGGUCUGUUCGAAGGAUUAG
Messenger RNA from Plasmodium fragile, 17322 nucleotides. RefSeq lists its product as uncharacterized. The record is from RefSeq and is a predicted model, not a curated record. The transcript has a single exon. Lineage: Eukaryota; Apicomplexa; Aconoidasida; Haemosporida; Plasmodiidae. Bases 1 to 17322 code for a protein of 5773 amino acids. Gene Ontology annotation, biological process: microtubule-based movement; outer dynein arm assembly. Gene Ontology annotation, cellular component: outer dynein arm. Gene Ontology annotation, molecular function: dynein intermediate chain binding; dynein light intermediate chain binding; minus-end-directed microtubule motor activity.